Molecule: messenger RNA, 855 nt
Organism: Salvia splendens (bonfire salvia)
Lineage: Eukaryota; Viridiplantae; Streptophyta; Magnoliopsida; Lamiales; Lamiaceae
Product: formin-like protein 6
Exons: 9
Coding region: 1-855 (284 amino acids)
Source: RefSeq, a predicted model, not a curated record
AUGAAAAAGAUUUUACAUCUUGGAAAUACAUUAAACCAAGGAACUGCUAGAGGUUCUGCUCUUGGAUUCAAAUUAGACAGUCUCUUGAAACUCACAGAUACGCGUGCAUCCAACAACAAGAUGACGCUCAUGCAUUAUCUUUGUAAGGUGCUUGCUGCAAAGACACCAGAACUUUUAGACUUUCAUGAAGAUCUUGUUAGCUUAGAGGCUGGAUCUAAGAUACAAUUGAAAUCUUUGGCAGAAGAGAUGCAAGCCAUUCUCAAAGGCAUAGAGAAGGUGAAGCAGGAAUUGGCUGCUUCGGAAAACGAUGGUCCCGUAUCUGAAACUUUUUGCAAGACAUUGAAGGAAUUCGUCACCGUUGCUGAGACCGACGUUGCAUCUGUGACGCAUCUCUAUUCUCAUGCGGGGAGAAAUGCAGAUGCACUAGCUCUAUAUUUUGGUGAGGACCCUGCACGAUGCCCUUUCGAACAAGUCAUUGCAACCCUCUUGAACUUUGUCAGAAUGUUCUGUAAAGCCCAUGAAGAAAACUGCAAACAAGCUGAAUUAGAAAAGAAGAAAGCUCGGAAAGAAGCUGAAGUGGAGAACACCCAAGGAUUAACUCGUGAUCAGCCUAUGCUCGUCUACUAUUUUUUACUGCAGACGCUGGAGGAUGCAGCCAACGAGCCCUCAGCUUUGCUGGAAAUGCGGGGCAGAGAGUGCUGUCGAGCCAUCACAAAACCUGAAACUGUAGAGAGAAGGAAAUAUGAGAAAGCCUGGUGGCCAUUUGGUGCUGAUCUCAUCGGAGAUUUCUUCAUCAGAGGUUGGACUACUGAGAAGUCUGCUCAUCGCCAGAUGAAACCUGUACAUAAAUGCUAA